Messenger RNA from Maudiozyma saulgeensis, 1239 nucleotides. The record is from the annotation of a GenBank genome assembly. NCBI's taxonomy places the organism in Eukaryota, Fungi, Ascomycota, Saccharomycetes, Saccharomycetales, Saccharomycetaceae.
AUGGGAUCUGAGAUAGAUGAUGCUAUAUCCUUUACUGAUUUAGAAGAUGAAAAGGAGAAUAUAUUACCACUAAGACAUGGACGGUCUGCAAGAAUCUUACAUGAGGUGUUGUCAUCCGAUGCCGAUCAACUAGAAAUAAAGAUAAAUUGGUUUGAAGAUAAACUGAAAAAUGAUAUCGAAAACAAAUUUAAUAUAUAUGUAGAAUAUAUUAAUUGGCUUCAAGAAUCUUAUUUUAAAGGACCUAAUGAUUUUUUAUUAGAAGUGAUAGAGAGAUGUUUAACCUCUAUGAAACAUGAAGAACAAUAUCGUAAUGAUCCAAGAUAUUUAAAUAUUUGGUUAUUAUAUAUUAAUUCUUUCUUCCAAGAUUCAAUGAGAGAUCGAAGAGAUAUAUUCAUCUAUAUGUUCAGAAAUAAGAUUGCUAAUUUAUUAUCCCUCUAUUUCAUUGAAUUUUCAAAACUUUUGCUUGAAAUGGGAAAUUAUAAUGAAUGUCAUGAUUUCUUAAUGAUAGGUAUCCAAAAUCAUGCUUUACCUAGUGGUCAAUUAUUAAACAAAAUAAAUGAAUUAGAAGAAUUUUUCCAAUUAAAUAAUAUAUCAAUCGAUAGAAAUGACAAUGAUUCAUCACUAGACCAUCUUUUAUUAAAAUAUGGGAAUAUAUUAAUUCUUAAUAAAGAUCUAAAGGAUAUAUUAGCAUCUAAAAAAUUAUCAGAUAAUAUUAGCAAUGAGAACAAUAAUAAUAAUAACAAACGUAAAGGCAACAAUAAUAAAAAAUUAGAGAUUCGUGCUGAUAAUGAAGAUCAUGGUGAUUCUAGCUCAACCAAACUAGACAUAUUCAAGGAUAACUGGACUAAUUUUGAAACUAAGGCCUCUAGAUUAAAAGAAAAUCGAUCUCUAGUGACACCUUUGCAAUCAAAUACCAUUAUUGAGCCAAUGAAACAAGAAGCUGAAUCGAUAAUUAGUAAUGUGGCGGGACCAUCUUCUAAAAUUUCAAUUUUUAACGAUGAUAUCGGUAGAACAAAACCUGUUUAUAAAUUAGUUUCAAUAGAUGGACAAAAGCCAGAAAGAAUCGAUUGUAAUUUUAAUCUCAUAUAUUCUAAAGAUAACGAAUUCAGUUUGGAACAAUUAUUAGCAACAAUGACGGGUUGUUAUAAUAAGUCCAAUAAAAGAAAAUCAAACUCUUCAGUUGAAGCACAAACAGGUGAAGUAAAGAAAAGCAAAUUGAACGUAGACACAGAAAAUUAA